GUAACUCGCACCUAGGCCAAAGCUUUUUUAACCGUCCGCGUCCUCUCUCGUUCUUCAGCAAGAAAAGAGAGGACAGAGACGCGAAAGCCACCGACCUCACUCACUUCUGUCAGCUGUCAGACCUCUCUCUCCAUCUCUCCAUCUCUUCAUCUCUCUUACUCGUACAAAUAUCAAUUUCGUAUUUCUGAUGUUCGACGCAUAUUGUUAGGUGCAUCUCUCUCUAAUCAGCCGACCCCAACUGUCCAAUUCCACAAGCAAAUCACAGAGACAGACAGCACAAUUAACUGGGCUUUAACGUCGAAUUGAUCUCAGCCAUCCAUCAGAUCUGAGACUCUGAUCCCUUCCAAACAACUCACCUUCUGGUUCUCUGAUUGCCCAUUUAUCGGUUUCUGUCACUCUCAGUUGAAGUUCGAUCGGAGGCAAAUAAGAUGGGGGAAGGCGAGAGGUUUCAGCUGGGGACAGUGGGAGCGUUAACCCUCUCUGUGAUCUCAUCGGUCUCCAUUGUCAUUUGCAACAAGGCCCUCAUCAGUUCUUUGGGUUUCACUUUUGCCACAACUUUGACAAGCUGGCAUCUUUUAGUCACCUUUUGUUCCCUUCACGUGGCUUUAAAGAUGAAAUUCUUUGAACACAAACCCCUCGAUCAAACGACUGUUACGGGAUUUGGCAUUCUGAAUGGAAUCUCAAUUGGACUGUUAAAUCUGAGCCUGGGCUUCAAUUCGGUUGGCUUUUAUCAGAUGACUAAGCUGGCAAUCAUCCCAUGCACUGUACUAUUGGAGACCCUUUUCCUCGCGAAGAAAUUCAGUAGGAGCAUUCAGAUUGCCCUCCUUAUUCUCCUCAUUGGUGUUGGGAUUGCAACAGUCACUGAUGUUCAACUUAAUGCUCUUGGAAGUAUCUUGUCUCUUCUUGCAGUUAUUACAACAUGCGUUGCUCAAAUUAUGACCAAUACCAUCCAGAAGAAGUUUAAGGUUUCUUCAACGCAACUCCUGUAUCAAUCAUGUCCAUAUCAGGCAGGAACUUUAUUAAUCACUGGCCCGUUUCUGGAUUGGUUCUUGACAAAUCAAAAUGUAUUUGCUUUCAAGUAUACAAAUCAAGUGCUGGUUUUCAUAAUUAUGUCCUGCCUGAUCUCUGUCUCGGUAAAUUUUAGCACAUUUCUUGUAAUUGGAAAGACAUCUCCUGUCACCUAUCAAGUUCUUGGACAUCUAAAGACAUGCCUUGUGCUCGCAUUUGGUUAUAUUUUGCUUCAUGAUCCAUUUGACUGGAGGAACAUCCUCGGAAUUUUCGUCGCACUUGCUGGGAUGGUUUUAUAUUCAUACUUUUGCACUCGUGAGGGUCAGAAAAAGGUUGCUGAAGAAGCAACGCAGCCAGCACAGGCAGGGGAAGGUGAGUCGGAUCCUCUAGUGGCCGUGGAAACUGGAAGCGGGGUAGGAACUGAUUCCGCUCCCCAAAUUGGUCCUGUAUGGAAGUCGAACAAAGAUUUGCAUGCGUGAUGGCAACCACUCAGUCGUCCAUUUGCACACGUGAUAGAACUAAUAGCAGCAUAUAGAGCUGUUAGAGAGCAAUGACAAUAUUAUUGGUGUAAAAAUUCUUCACCCUUCUGUCUCCGGUUCGAACGGGUGUCGGUCCCGCCCUUUCUUCGUUCAGUGUUCGUGUUCGUGUUCGUGUUGAUUACGAAUUACAUUAAGUUGAUACAUCGAAAAUUAGUUCAAGUGAGGGAUGCAUAUAAUAUAAUGGAAUAUUGUUACUAA
Pyrus x bretschneideri (Chinese white pear) is the source of this 1745-nucleotide messenger RNA. RefSeq names its product UDP-xylose transporter 3. The transcript has 8 exons. The record is from RefSeq and is a predicted model, not a curated record. NCBI's taxonomy places the organism in Eukaryota, Viridiplantae, Streptophyta, Magnoliopsida, Rosales, Rosaceae. Gene Ontology annotation, molecular function: UDP-xylose transmembrane transporter activity; antiporter activity. The coding region runs from base 429 to 1487 and encodes 352 amino acids. Gene Ontology annotation, cellular component: Golgi apparatus.